UCCGGGAAGAAAAAGUGCCGUCUUCUUCCACGCAUUUUAAACGCCGAUUUACAGUAAUCGGAUAAUUUGUGGUCGAUUUCGUUUUGAAUACUGAUACAGCACAGAUUUUGUAGUAGGAGUUCAACUAACAGGUACUAAUGACUUCAGUCAUGGUUUCCGGUAACCCAGCAAAAGGGGGACUCGCAAGCGGAAAAGCGGAUCGAGCAGCAGACGACCAAAAGAAAAGCAACGGAAAACACGGGCUCUCGAAAUCUGAGUUUCUCCAUAGCAAGAAUAAUGGAAGGUGCUCCCAUCAAGUCCAAACACAGCGAUCCCGAGCCUUCCGCGGACAAGAAAGACGGCAACCCAAGUAUAACUUCGCGUCACCCACCGCCAUUUGGCUAUAAUGGAGGGACAGCUGGGCCGUUGAAGGGGUUGUCUAUGGCCAGUCUCUGGGGGGCACACCCCGGGGUCUCCCCUUGCCACCCCUGGGCAGCCUACUGGAGACACCACACUAGCAUGUACGCUAGCAUGCAUUGGCAGUUACUACAUCCUGCUUUUACCCCCACCCACCACAACGCCGAGAACGCGUAUCAAGCCACGAAAUUUUCCAAGACCGUAUACCCCUUCUCUCCCAGCGAAUCCCCAUUUCAUUUCACCCCGAAGACGAAAAAGCACAAGCCGUGUGAAAUAAUCAACAGGCCUUUUGAGCCCAAAGUCAAUGAGGCUAACGGUAAGACGCAGGCUGAUACGGAAAAGAACAGCGGAGGAAUACCCGCCUUGGACCCGACAGCGACCAAAACGCCAACGCCGGAAGAGUCCGUCGCCGGGCACAAACCCACAAAACCGCAGUCUAUUACACUGGACAGCGAAGGGGCUGCGAACAACAAACCUGGUCUCCCCACCGUCACCACGACCGCGGUGCCCGGUGUUAAGUCCGGCAAAACUUUUACCUGUCCGGAGUGCGGGAAGGUUUUCAACGCCCACUACAAUUUAACGCGCCACAUGCCCGUCCAUACAGGGGCGCGCCCCUUCGUCUGUAAGAUCUGCGGGAAGGGGUUCCGCCAAGCAAGUACCCUGUGUCGACACAAGAUUAUUCACACGACGGACAAACCCCACAAGUGUCAGUCUUGCGGUAAGGCCUUCAAUCGGAGUUCGACUCUAAACACCCACAUGCGCAUACACACGGGCUACAAGCCAUUUAUGUGUGAAGUUUGCGGGAAGGGGUUCCAUCAGAAAGGGAACUACAAAAACCACCGUUUAACGCACAGCGCGGAGAAACAGUACAAGUGUACGGUGUGUAAUAAAGCAUUUCACCAGAUUUACAAUCUGACUUUCCACAUGCAUACGCAUAAUGAUAAAAAGCCUUUCACGUGUCAGCUUUGCGGGAAAGGGUUUUGUAGGAACUUUGACUUGAAGAAACACAUGAGGAAACUGCACGAUCGAGAGUGCCCCGCCCCGGCUCUUGCUUCAACCGCUCCAAGUUUUACAUGCAGCCAAAACGGGACCGAUCCGAUAGACAGCUAUGCUUCGGCUACGUACGCAGCAAUGUUUCAAUUUCAGACUUUAUUUAGUCGCAAAUAUCAAAACAGACUCUAGGCAUAAUAUUAUUUGAGUUGAAUUUAUUGAUGACAUUUAUGACUCGUCUGUAGAUUUUUACAGAAGCAAACUAAAUAUGUAAUAAUAAGAAGAGAUAUAGAAAAACGCCAAUUUAAGUCACAGACCAAGUCGAGUUCACGGCUUUUAUUUUACUAGAAUUAUAUAUUUUCUACAUUAUAUAUAUCAAAAAAUUUUAUGACAAAUAUCGCAUAAUAUGUGUUUAAGAUGAAAAUGCCAAAGCACUGAGGCAUGUUUUAAAAAAAUGCAAAACUGCAUAAUUUUUUCUCCGUCGAUUUUUCAAAAAAAGGAGUAUUCCUAUCAAUUCCGUACACAUGUAUUUUAUAUGCACAGCUUUGUAAUCGUUGUAGUUCUUUUUUGCCAUUUCGUACUCUGCUUUUAUGCUUAUUUGAUACUGAAUAUUGCUCAGCAUUGACUUAGUAUUAGCACUAUUUCACUGUAACAUGUGGUGACAUAAAAAUAAUUCUCCUUAUUCAGUAGGUUUCCUGUUGUUAUUUUGGAACUGAUUUUCUCAAACUUUGACCUAUGCCCAU
This is a messenger RNA of Lingula anatina, 2129 nucleotides long. Its product is annotated as fez family zinc finger protein 2. The record is from RefSeq and is a predicted model, not a curated record. Lineage: Eukaryota; Metazoa; Brachiopoda; Lingulata; Lingulida; Lingulidae.